CCACAGUCUGCCGGCAUCAUUGUUGUCGCAUGCACAUCCUCAAGUGCUGCCUCUUGCUGCACACCUCCGCAGCAAGCCGAAGCCAACUCCGUUCUGCGUCUAGGCACGCUGACAGAUCAAGAAUGGCAUGCGACGCCGCACGGCGAUCCUCUCCAUACGCCGCUCGGAACCAGCCAAGAUCCUGUUCCCGGCAGAUGCGUUGCGUUGAUGACCGACCCUCUGCCCUCUACACACUAUCCCGAGCGCAGUCGUCCUUUUGAGGAGCAGCAUCGCGUUCCCGUGCGACAUUGGCCCCAUCUGAUCCGUAUAUAUCUGAGGCAAGCUUGCUCGUUGUACAGUCCUCUCACCUCGUAAAUGAACGCAAACGUAAUGUGGUCUUCAGGUCCCAAAAAAAAGAACUUGAAGGAGCAAUCUUCCUUCGCGCCAGCCGAUGGAGAACAGUGCCAUGCGUACCACAUGCACAUGCACAUACAAAUAUGCAAAUGUGCAUUCGUAUACAUGUGUGUAGUAUAAAAUGCGGCAUUGAUUUCACGUCAGCGCUCGAUCGUAAACUGUUUCUACCUGCCAUGACGCGCGAUUUCGUCGGUUCGCUGAGCGACUCUCUGGCCUUUCGUAUGCUCGAGUGGCUCAGCGAGCCUGGCGAAUCACACGCAGUCCGCUUAAUUGGCCAAACGCGUCGCUUCAGCCGGAGUAGCCUUAACGUGAACCCUGCUUCUCAACCAUCUUAAGAUCUCUUAAUGCCAUGUUUGUAUAGUACAGCUGCUAAGCCUGUUAUAUAGGGCUACAGGCUCUCUAUUUUCCCCAGCCUUCCUUCACCUGACUCGAUCUCGCUUGGACAACCCGAUUCGGUCGUGCCACAUCCAACUUCACAUCCUACACCACCAUGACAUCGCCAUUGCAGACGUCGCAUCUACGCAAAUGGAUCUUCCAGUCUCCGCCGGCAGAAUGGGCCCUCUCAAACGUGAGGGAGAUGCUGAUGGCGGCUAUACGGCAAGGCCCGGUUCCCGAACAUGUUGCCUUUGUGAUGGACGGGAACAGGCGUUUUGCGAAGAGCCAUAAAAUUGAAGUUGUUGAGGGCCAUAACAUGGGCUUUGAGGCUUUGGCAAAGAUUUUGGAGGUCUGCUACAAGAUUGGAGUCAAGGUGGUCACUAUAUAUGCCUUCAGCAUCGAAAACUUUAAACGCACCAAGUACGAAGUCGACGCGCUCAUGGACAUGGCGAAGACGAAGCUUUCGCAGUUGGCACAGCAUGGCGAACUGCUUGAACGAUAUGGUGCCAAAAUGCAAUUCUUGGGACAGCGGGAAAUGGUGCGCUCAGAUGUGCUGGAAGCCAUCGAUAAAGCGAUCAAGCUGACUAGUGGCAACGGACGGGCGAUAUUGAACAUCUGCGCGCCCUACACCUCACGAGACGAGAUCACGACCGCAAUACGAAACACCGUUCGCGACUACACCAAACCGGUGAAGCCGGCGCUGAAGCGACCAUUCUCGGAGUCCCACAUCUCGCGCAACAUUCGAGCCCAGCAGCUCAGUACGGUCAAAGAAACGGAGGAGAUUACCAAACCUCGCGAGAAUGGCGCAGGAGAUGAUCUUAACGAGCAGGAAGCUAUGGCGGCAUAUACACGCAUCGACAACAUCGUAGAACGAUACCUAGAGCACAUCGAUCCCGAUGAAUCGUUCGUGGCGCCCACGGACGCAAUCCUCGACAUCUUCCGAGACCAUACGCUCAGCGAUGAGGAGAAGCGGAAACGUGUAAACAAGGCUGUCAAUAGCUCAGUGUCGUCGACGGACUUUGCAGACUUGAAGGCGCUCACGGCACUGCUCGACCACACGGCAUCGGUCGACUCCUCAACGCUAAACCUCAGCACGAGCGACCCCAACACGAAUAACUCGCUGCCAACGACCAAUUUUCCGGAUCCGGAAGCCAUUGACGAAGACACGAUCACUGCACAUACAUUUACGGGCGCGGACUGUCCACCUUUGGACCUGCUUAUAAGGACAAGUGGAGUGGAAAGGCUGAGCGACUUCAUGCUGUGGCAGUGCCACCAGGACACAGAGAUUGUCUUUCUGAAGUGCAUGUGGCCCGAGUUCGAUCUAUGGCACUUCAUGCCUGUGCUGCUGGAAUGGCAGUGGCAGCGGAGGAAAGGACUCCCGCUGGAUUUGCAGGAGCGUAGGAAAAGACUGUGAACUUCGUUCAGUUUCAAGACAUCGUGUAGACUUCAGCAUUUGCAUGAUUUUUUUUUUUAUAAGCUUUAUACUUUAUUUAGAGGGCCCGUGGGCGCACUUGUAAGCAUUCGACCGUUCGACAAUAUACAGGUCUAGCGUAGAGAAUGAUAUACCCAUUACAUGUAGCGGUGCC
This is a messenger RNA of Verruconis gallopava, 2354 nucleotides long. Its product is annotated as di-trans,poly-cis-decaprenylcistransferase. The transcript is spliced from 3 exons. Gene Ontology annotation, cellular component: endoplasmic reticulum; dehydrodolichyl diphosphate synthase complex; lipid droplet. Gene Ontology annotation, molecular function: ditrans,polycis-polyprenyl diphosphate synthase [(2E,6E)-farnesyl diphosphate specific] activity. Bases 884 to 2182 code for a protein of 432 amino acids. The record is from RefSeq and is a predicted model, not a curated record. NCBI's taxonomy places the organism in Eukaryota, Fungi, Ascomycota, Dothideomycetes, Venturiales, Sympoventuriaceae.